Molecule: messenger RNA, 2238 nt
Organism: Penicillium egyptiacum
Lineage: Eukaryota; Fungi; Ascomycota; Eurotiomycetes; Eurotiales; Aspergillaceae
Source: the annotation of a GenBank genome assembly
AUGCAACAUACCCAGCAAGCGUUACCCGUAUCGCAGUUCCGGCGCAAAAAUGGACAGCAAUCAUCUUGCGAGAACUGUCGAAAAUCUAAGCUUGCCUGUGACCAUGCAGUCCCUCAUUGUGGGCGCUGUGUGCGACUUAAGCGGACGGAAACUUGUGUCUACCUCAUCUCGCCUCUCGCCAAAUCAUCCUCUCCAAGUAACGCAAAAUCUGCUGCCGUCUCAAAAAGGCCAACAAAAGAGCAGAAUCGACCUUCGCCAACUGCGAUAUCAGCUGCGUAUUCUCUACUGUCACCUUCUCCUCUCGCAGAAGUCGACACUGCUCGAGACCACGCCCGAGGGAUGGGGCUUGGACGUCCGUCUAGCAGCCGACCAGACGGCCUCAGUAAAAUGACAAAUUGGGGAUCAAUAUUUAGUGAUUUUAAUAUUGAAGUUGAGCCAGAGCUGUCGGCUGCUAGCCUCAUGCCCGGCAUGGCGUUGCCGUGGAAGGAGCCGGAAAUAUUGCAACAUGCAACGACGGCGUUGGCGCAGAUUCCAUCACGGACUAUGUGCGAAGGACUCCUUGAUCAUGCCCUAAAAUUUCCUGACUUCGGGUGUCACGAGCCCUUUUUACGACUGUUGCACGAAGGCUGGUGGGAAAUCUUCGAAGGCUACUUCGACGAGACUUCUGCCGCUCUGAAUAGGUCAGAGCGACUUAUCGAGCGGCUCUGGAUUAAUACAUCAAACCGGAAAAUUGAUAGUUUUCUGUCGGGCUCGGUCGAAUGGCUACAGUCAUGGACAGGGCACAACACAACGUGGGAUUCACUGGCAUAUUUACUCUCCGCAUAUGGCUCAGCGUGCGCCAGUCUGCUACCUUCUCAUCCCUUACUGGCCGACUGCCACAAGGGCCAGGUUUGUAGGGACCUGGGGAAGGGGAUCAAAGCGUGCCUUUUCAUCUGUGAAGCGCAGGGGAUCUUCAGUCUUAAUGCUGUCAACGCUCAUGCAAGCAUGACUCUACUUCAAAAUUCCUAUGAUGGCGACGAUUCAAACCAUAAUUAUGCAAACGUCACCAAUCUCGCGCGCCUUGCAAACAAUCUGUGCCUUUCUCUCAGAUCAGCUAACUGGUGCUUUAUUCAAACGCAGUUGGAGCAAAAAGCUUUCCAUCGAGCUUUUACUAUGGACAAAUCAAUUGCCACUUCUAGUGGGCGCCCUCCUCAGCUGACUUGGCGAUUCAAUCAAUGUCCACUACCACUGGAUUUGAGUGAUGAACAACUUACAUUCACGGGGAAUGACCUAGACCUUGCCAUCAGUGUACUGGAUUCUGAUGGUUGGAAUACUGGGGAAAGGUCUUACCCAACCAGCUAUCUACGGGCACUAUCCAUGCUUGGGCGUCACCGAGAAGAGAUAUUGGAGCUCACAAUGGGUCCCAGCGCCGAGAUCUUGAACAAUAUGCAAUCGGAUAUUGUACGACGCUUACAAGCAACUUACAAGGGAUUACCUUCCCGGCUGCGGUACGAUCCAAGCCACCAUGCUCACCUAGCACCAUUCGACUUUCUCAAUAUCAUAUUUCUGCACUUAGAAUAUCACAAAAGCAUCUUCCUGUUGUACCGACUGUCACAGGUCGUACCAUUGAGCCAGAACAAACCACUGUUGUCCUCCGCCAAGGCGAUUAUCAAUGUGAUGACCAUGAUCUACACCCAUCGGGACCGCCUUGGAGAGAUGUUCCUCUUUUUUCCCUGGGCUGUCAUGUCCUAUGGUACACCCGCUGCUGCCAUUCUUGCUAUAGAAUUGUUGCUCCGACCCCAGUGUCUUGCCCUCAUAGCCAAUGUGACGGAGAUCCACCCCCGGUCGGAGAUUAUUCAAGAACUCAGUGUUUUUAUCAGCUGUUUGAACAGUAUUCCAACAACUGAAGGAAAUCAUGCCCCCUGCCGUCGAGUGGCGCAUACUCUUCGUAAAAUCAUGGAUCAAGUUCUUGAAUCACCAGCAAGGACAAUUUCAACCGCUAGGACUGUUUCUACAACAUCACCGGCGACGGAUGCUGACUCGGCUAUUGGGCUAGAUAUUGACUGGCAAGUAUUCUCGACGGGUCCUUGCGACGCCGACUACACCCAGUUGUUAGAUCCCAGCAGCUGGAUGCAGAUGGCCGAUCCUCUGGAUUUCCGGAUGGAGGAUCUUGGGCUAGAAAUCCCAAGCGAUGCUUACUUCAGCGAGCUUACGGACCUCGGGGAUGAAGAUAUUACGUUCGACAAUGGUAUCAUUUAA